AAAAAGAAGAGAAAUUCAUAACUGAAAUGAACCUCUCCUCCUGUAAUUACACUAACCUCCACUUCAAUCCCGUGCAUCAGUGCAGAACCCUCUUUCUCCCAGAUGACACCUGCUUCCGACCUAGCGAAUUCCGGCUCUGCCGCUGCAAGAAACGGCGCCGUCUCCGGCGUGCUCGAAGACUCGUUCUUGUCCACUCCUCCCUCCCGUCUCCUUUCGACGCCCUUUCCCUCACUUCUCUCGAUUCUUUUGUUCCGACAGCGCUCGGGCUCGCCUCCGGACUUGCUCUAUAUUUGUCCUCGCGGUUUGGGAAAUCUCCGCGACGAGGCGGCGAUGUCAUCGGGGAUUGGAUUCUGUUCACAAGCCCGACUCCUUUCAAUCGCUUCGUAAUUCUCCGCUGCCCCUCUGUGUCCUUCGAAGGAAGCAAGCUCCUCGAAGAUGUUAAUGAGAAGCUCGUGAAGGAGGAGAGACACUUCGUGAGGCUCAACGCUGGUGUAAUUCAGGCCUGGAGCACCGUUGAUGUUUUUGAGAAUGACAGGUUGGAGUUCCAGCGAGAGUGCAUAAGCGCGAAGGACGGCGGCGUCGUUUCCUUGGAUUGGCCCGCCAAUCUGGACCUCGAGGAGGAACACGGAUUGGACACAACUCUGUUGCUGGUCCCUGGAACGGCUGAGGGAAGCAUGGAUAAAAGUGUGCAGUCCUUCGUGUGUGAGGCUCUCAAGCGCGGUCUUUUCCCGGUGAUUAUGAACCCCAGGGGUUGCGCUGGUUCCCCGCUUACUACGGCACGGUUAUUUACAGCUGCUGACAGUGAUGACAUCUGCACAGCUAUAAAAUACAUCAAUAAGGCAAGGCCAUGGACAACAUUGAUGGGUGUUGGCUGGGGAUAUGGUGCAAAUAUGCUAACAAAAUACUUGUCGGAAGUUGGAGAAACAACACCUCUUACAGCUGCAGUAAGCAUAGACAAUCCUUUUGACUUAGAGGAGGCCACAAGGUCCUCCCCUCAUCACAUUGCCUUGGAUCAAAAGCUUGCUAGUGGACUUGUGGACAUACUGAGAUCAAACAAGGAACUAUUCCAAGGCAGAGCAAAAGGCUUUGAUGUGGAGAAGGCUCUUUCUGCAAAAUCAGUUCGUGAAUUUGAACAAGCAAUAUCCAUGGUAUCUUAUGGUUUUGAGGCCAUAGAAGACUUCUAUUCAAAAUCUAGCACACGUGGUGUAGUUGGGAAGGUGAAGAUUCCUCUUCUCUUCAUACAGAAUGAUGAUGGGACAGUGCCACUAUUUUCCCUUCCACGUGGCUUGAUAGCAGAAAAUCCUUUUACAAGCCUCCUUUUAUGCUCUUGCUCACCUUCAAGUGUUAUUGGCCAUGACAGAGCUGCAAUAUCUUGGUGCCAAAAUCUUUCAAUUGAGGUAACAGCUGGAUUCUUUCCUAUUUCACUUCAGUUAGAAAUGGAAUUCCUAGCUGAG
Carica papaya (papaya) is the source of this 1454-nucleotide messenger RNA. The record is from RefSeq and is a predicted model, not a curated record. NCBI's taxonomy places the organism in Eukaryota, Viridiplantae, Streptophyta, Magnoliopsida, Brassicales, Caricaceae.